AUAGAUCUAACCAGUAGGCUACAUUCUCAAGAUAUCAGACCGUUUCGAUGUAUCUUAUCAGUUCUUGAUACAUUAUAUCGCUGGCAGUAGUGUGUUAUUAUUAGAUUGCCCUUUCUCUCUACAUAUUUUCCAUUGAAACAUGCUGCGUGUGAGAUCGGCAUUGUGUCAUUCUUGGAGGGGUUUCAGGACCUUCCCCUGUGUAGCUGUUGAGGUAAAGAAUGAGCCCAUUCUGGGAUUCAACGAGGGCAGUCCAGAGAGGGCCGAGCUGCAGAAGGCCCUGGAUGACCUGAAGGGGAAGACAGAGGAGAUUCCCUGUGUGGUUGGAGAUGAACAUGUGUGGACCAAAGACAUCAGAUACCAGCUAUCACCCUUCAACCACUCACACAAACUGGCCAAGUUUUGCUAUGCUGACAAGGACCUGCUCAACAAAGCUAUCUUAGCCUCUGUGGCGGCGAGGAGAGAAUGGGACCUGAAACCCAUCCAGGACCGAGCCCAGGUCCUCUUUAAGGCUGCUGAUAUCAUCAGUGGACCUAAGAGAGCUGAGAUUCUGGCCAAGACCAUGAUAGGCCAGGGCAAAACAGUGGUGCAGGCAGAGAUUGAUGCGGCUGCAGAGCUAAUAGACUUCUUCCGUUUCAAUGCGAAGCACGCUGUUGAACUGGAGAGCCAGCAGCCCCUGGACAGUGAUGGUAGCACCAACACCAUGCUCUACCGUGGGCUGGAGGGUUUUGUAGCUGCUGUCGCCCCAUUUAACUUCACUGCAAUUGGUGGAAACCUAGCAGGUACACCUGCUCUCAUGGGUAAUGUAGUUCUGUGGAAGCCUAGCGACACAGCCAUGUCAGCUAGCUACGCCGUAUACAAUGUUCUGCGGGAGUCAGGGUUACCCCCCAACAUCAUCCAGUUUGUGCCAGCCGACGGACCAGUGUUUGGAGACACCAUCACUUCCUCUGAACAUCUGGCUGGCAUCAACUUUACCGGCAGUGUCCCUACCUUCAAGCGCCUGUGGAAACAAGUGGCCCAGAACCUGGAUAUCUACAAGAACUUCCCUCGGGUGGGAGGAGAAUGCGGCGGUAAGAACUUCCACUUUGUGCACAAGUCUGCGGAUGUGCGGAGUGUGGUGACUGGGACCAUCCGCUCUGCGUUUGAGUACGGAGGGCAGAAGUGCUCAGCCUGCUCCAGGAUGUAUGUACCAGACUCCCUGUGGCCCCAGAUCAAACAGGGGCUCCUGGACAUCCACAAGCAGCUCAAAGUUGGAGACCCUGUGGAGGACUGGAGUACAUUCUUCUCUGCUGUGAUUGAUGACAAGUCCUUUGCUCGUAUUAAGAAGUGGUUGGACCAUGCCAAGUCAUCCCCUAAGUUGAACAUAAUUGCUGGGGGCCACUGUGAUGACAAGAAGGGUUACUUUGUGGAGCCGACCAUCAUUGAGAGCACAGACCCACAGGAAGCCAUCAUGGCUGAGGAAAUCUUUGGCCCAGUUCUGUCUGUCUAUGUUUACCCUGAGAACAACUACAAGGAGGUUCUAAACCUUAUAGACAACACAUCACCAUACGCCCUGACAGGAGCGGUCUUCGCUCUUGACAAGAAUGUUGUAGAUGAGGCAGCUAAGGCCUUGAGGAACGCUGCAGGAAAUUACUACGUGAAUGACAAGUCCACCGGCUCGAUUGUCGCCCAGCAGCCAUUUGGUGGCGCCAGAGCUUCAGGUACCAAUGACAAACCUGGUGGUCCUCACUACGUCCUGCGAUGGACAUCCCCACAGGUGGUCAAGGCCACCCACGUCCCGCUCAGAGAAUGGAAGUACCCAUACAUGGGUUAAAAAGACAGUACUGUACCCCCUCUCCAAACAUGUGGCCCUCAUCCAAUCCUAGCUUUGUAGAGGAAUCUGUCGGCUUUUUGUCCUAUCCCUCUCUCCAGUCAAGACUGACAAUGAAAUGAAGAGGGGAAACCCUCUCCUUACUCGUCCAGGUUUUAGUCCUUUUUAGCCCUUACAAGCCUGCACUGAAGCUAGACACAAGUACAAAUGUAAUUAUUAGCUCAGGGUUUCCCCAACCUGGUCCUCGGGAUCCCAAGGGCUGCACGUUUUUGUCCUAGCACUACACCGUUGAUUCAAAUAAUCAACUAAUCAAGCUUCGAUUAUUUGAAAUCAACUGUGUAGUGUUACGGCAAAAACCAAAACAUUUUGGUUGGUUGAGUUGGGGAAAUGCUCUAUAAGCUGUUCUAAAUUAAAAGGGGGAGCAAAGGCGCCCCUCUCUGGCACUUCAUGAGAUCAGCAGGAGCUGAGCCAGAUCAGAUGGCCUGCGAGCUAUACAGAAGAAUGGCACUAUGAAACGUCCCAUGGAUCCACAGACAGUACCAGUCAAAAGUUUGGACACACCUACUCAUUCAAGGGUUUUUAUUCAUUUUUUAAACUAUUUUCUACAUUGUAGAAUAAUAGUGAAGACUUUAACACUAUGAAAUAACACACAUGGAAUCAUGUAGUAAGCAAAAAAAUGUUUAACAAAGUAAAAAUAUAUUUUAAGUCAUUCAAAAUAGCCACCCUUUGGCUUGAUGACCGCUUUACACACUCUUGGCAUUCUCUCAACCAGCUUCAUGAGGAAUGAUUUUCAACAGUCUUGAAGGAGUUCAAACAUGUGCUGAGCACUUGUUGGCUGCUCUUCCUUCACUCUGCGGUCCAACUCAUCCCAAACCAUCUCAAUUGGGUUGAGGUUGGGUGAUUGUGGCGCCUAGUCAUCUGAUGCAGCACCAUCACUCUCCUUCUUGGUCAAAUAGCCCUUACACAGCCCGGAUGUGUGUUUUGGAUCAUUGUCUGGUUAAAAAACAAAUGAUAGUUCCACUAAUCGCAAACCAGAUAGCAUGGCGUAUCACUGCAGAAUGCUGUGGUAGCCAUGCUGAUUAAGUGGUAGCCAUGCUCACUGAGCAAAGCACUAUCACACCACCUCCAUGCUUCACGGUGGGAACCACAAAUGAGAUCAUCCGUUCACCUACUCUGCGUCUCACAAAGACAAGGUGGGUAGAACCAAAAAUCUCGAAUUUGGACUCAUCAGACCAGAGGACAGAUAUCCACCGUUCUAAUGUCCAUUGCUUGGGUUUCUUGGCCCAAGCAAGUCUCUUCUUCUUAUUGGUGUCCCUUAGUAGUGGUUUCUUAGCAGCAAUUUGACCAUGAAGGCCUGAUGUUGAAAUAUGCCUGUUACUUGAACUCUGUGAAGCAUUUAUUUGGGCUGCAUUUUCUGAGGCUGUUAACUCUAAUGAACUUAUCCUCUGCAGCAGAAGUAACUCUGGGUCUUCCUUUCCUGUGGCAGUCCUCAUGAGAGCCCGUUUCAUCAUAUCGCUUGAUGGUUAUUGUGACUGUACUUGAAGAAACUUUGAAAGUUAUUGAAAUGUUCCAGAUUGACUGACCUUGAAGUAAUAAUGGACUGUUGUUUCUCUUUGCUUAUUUGAGCUGUUCUUGCCAUAAUAUGGACUUGGUCUUGUACCAAAUAGGGCUAUCUUCUGUGUACCACCCCUACCUUGUCACAACACAACUGAUUGGCUCAAACGCAUUAAGAAGGAAAGAAAUUCCACAAAUGAACUUUUAACGCACACCUGUUAAUUGGAAUGCAUUCCAGAUGAAAAAUAUAUUUUGAUUUGUUUUACACUUUUGGUUUCUAUAUGUGUUAUUUCAUAGUUAUGAUGUCUUCUGUUAUUCUACAAUGUAGAAAAGUGAUGAUAAAGAAAAAGCCUUGAAUGAGUAUGUGUGUCCAAACUUUUGACUGGUACUGUAGUUAAACUGUUUGGUCGACCAUAGAUUCUACAGAGAUGUACUAUUAGUUCUAAUUAAUCAGUCUUCUGUUUUAAUUAAAUGACUGCUGUAUCUGAGCCUCCGUUUCUGACAAUCUCAGUACUGACUGGUCCUGAGGCUGUUAAGUUUUCACUGUUAAGUUUUCCACAUGUCCUGCUGUAUUUCUAUUAUACAAAAGUCACUAUAUAUAAGUAUUAGCUGACCAUCUGCCAUGACAAAAACAAUAACCCAACGUUUCCAUAAUAUUUCAUGACCGCUACGGUACAAGUAUCAAAACCCAAUGUUUAUCAUUUUAGGUUUUCUGUUCCCUAUGAUUGUAAAAAAGAGGAUGGCUUUUACUACCAUCCAUUUUUGGUGCUAAAAAAGUCCUUACUAACCAUCCUUCUUAACCUAUAUUCAGUAAACAUGGUUGUGUGUAUCGAAACUGGAAUAAUGUGGUUUUCCUCACUGUGUUUUGGUUUGCUGUGUUAUCACACUGUAAUACUCAACCCCUGACUGUCUCUGAUAGGAAGGUGAUGCACUUGUUACACUGAGCUAUGGCUUGGCCUACAGUAUCUGGCUAUGAGGGUGCCAUUGCCUUUUUACUUAAACCCUGCUUUGCCAUCUAGUCAGGUUUAUUUCAGCAACAGCACACUGACUGUUGUUUUCAAAUUUUACUGAGUGUUUGUCCAUCUAAAAAACAAUGCUUCAACUGCAUAUGAUUGCUCAGUCUAAAUCUCAAUUUCAUGUCAUCUUGCUUUUAAAACAAAAGUUGAGGAGGAUAUAUUUUCAUAAAUGUGUUUUCUGUUAAAUGUUAAUAUAAAUUAUUUGUCUAAUAUUGGCAAUAUUAGGGAUUUACCUUAAUUGAAUUAGCAUUAUUAUACAUUUUCAUAAUUUCAGAAAUGAUAUUAAACUUGUUUUUAAUGUGUU
Oncorhynchus keta (chum salmon) is the source of this 4681-nucleotide messenger RNA. RefSeq names its product aldehyde dehydrogenase 4 family, member A1 (gene aldh4a1). Gene Ontology annotation, molecular function: L-glutamate gamma-semialdehyde dehydrogenase (NAD+) activity. The coding region runs from base 140 to 1810 and encodes 556 amino acids. The transcript is spliced from 15 exons. The record is from RefSeq and is a predicted model, not a curated record. Lineage: Eukaryota; Metazoa; Chordata; Actinopteri; Salmoniformes; Salmonidae.